Messenger RNA from Quercus robur (English oak), 3606 nucleotides. RefSeq lists its product as uncharacterized. The transcript has 3 exons. Gene Ontology annotation, molecular function: RNA-DNA hybrid ribonuclease activity; nucleic acid binding. NCBI's taxonomy places the organism in Eukaryota, Viridiplantae, Streptophyta, Magnoliopsida, Fagales, Fagaceae. Bases 1 to 3606 code for a protein of 1201 amino acids. The record is from RefSeq and is a predicted model, not a curated record.
AUGAGUGUCCUAGUUUGGAAUUGUCGUGGGCUUGGGAACCCACAGACAAUUCGAGAGCUCGGGAAUUUGGUCCGGGCACAAGAUCCUGCGGUUGUGUUCUUGGCCGAGACAUGGCUGACAGAAGAUAGGCUGAAGUUUCUUUUGCGGAAUUUUGUUUGUGAUCAGAAGUUUGUUGUUUCAAAAAUAAGUCAGGGGGGCGGUCUUGCUCUUCUGUGGAGGUCUGAUUUUGACGUUAAGGUAGUGUCUUCUUCAAUAAAUCAUAUUGAUGCUGUGAUUAAUUCAGGGAAGGAAAACUCUUGGAGGUUUACGGGUUUCUACGGUAAUCCCGAGACUCACAAACAUCAUGAGUCUUGGGCUGUCCUAAAAAAUCUGAACCGAAAUUCUUCCUUUCCUUGGCUUUGUUCGGGUGAUUUUAAUGAGAUUUUAAGGUCUCAUGAAAAGAAAGGUGGUAGAGCAAGACCGGAGGUACAGAUGCGGGACUUCCGGGACACAUUGGAUGAAUGUGGUUUUGCCGACUUGGGGUUUAGUGGCCAAAAAUUCACUUGGUGUAAAAGGUUGGCAGGAGGUGUUAUGGUUUGGGAGCGUCUUGAUAGGGCCGUGGCUAAUCAAGAAUGGAUUUCUAUGUUUCCGGGAUACUCAGUUGAAUUAAGGGAACUUCUUAUUAAGGAAGAAAAGCUUUGGCAGCAGCGUUCCAAGUUGCAUUGGCUUAAAGAAGGGGAUCAAAAUACACGUUACUUCCAUGGUAAAGCUUCUCAGAGGUAUAGGAAAAAUUGUAUCAAACGCUUAAGAAACAAAAAUGGGGAGUGGGUUGAUGGGGAGGACCAAAUUGCUCAAUUAUUUAUUGACUAUUACAGUGAGCUUUUCACAACUUCAAAUCCUUCUCAUUUGGAGGAGGUAUUGGAGAAUAUUCCGCAGGUUGUCUCAGAUUCUAUGAAUGCGGAUUUGGUGAAACCUUUUGUUAAGAAAGAGGUGGAUGUGGCCCUUAAGCAGAUGGCACCUCUGAAAGCGCCAGGCCCGGAUGACAUGCCCCCCAUUUUCUAUCAACACUAUUGGGACUCCAUUGGUGAUGACGUGUCUUGUGCUGUUCUUUCCUGCCUUAAUUCAGGUUCUAUCCCAGCUAGUCUUAAUCAUACUCAUAUCACCCUUAUCCCCAAGAUAAAAAAUCCCGAAAGUGUUUCUGAUUUUAGGCCUAUAUCUUUAUGUAACAUUCUGUAUAAGUUAAUUUCUAAGGUGUUGGCUAACCGUUUGAAAACUCUGUUGCCAUAUGUUGUAUCUGAAUCCCAGAGUGCCUUUCAAUCCGAUAAGGCUAUCUCGGAUAAUAUUUUGGUAGCUUUUGAAACAUUACAUCAUAUGAAGAUCAAAAAAACGGGGAAGGAGGGGUUUAUGGCCAUGAAAUUGGAUAUGAGUAAGGCUUACGAUAGGGUUGAGUGGAUUUUUUUGGAGAAGUUGAUGCGAAAGAUGGGUUUCCAUGAGAGAUGGGUUGAUAUGGUUAUGGCUACAAUCAAAUCCGUGUCUUACUCUUUCUUGAUCAAUGGGUUCCCCCGAGGAUUCAUUAAGCCUACUAGGGGGAUUCGUCAAGGCGACCCCCUAUCCCCUUAUCUUUUCUUGUUGUGCUCGGAAGGAUUUAAUGGGUUGCUCAAUAAAGCCGUGGCUAGGGGUGAUUUAAGGGGCUUCUCGCUUUGUAAGAAUGGCCCACAAAUCUCACACUUAUUCUUUGCCGAUGAUAGCUUGAUUUUUUGUCGGGCAAGGAUGGGUGAUGUGCAAGCAAUCCAAGUGGCGUUAUCCCUAUAUGAGAGAGCAUCCGGGCAAAAAAUAAAUGGCUCAAAAACAAAUCUUUUUUUUGGUAAAUCUGUCCUUGAGAGCACCAAAUUAGAUUUGAUGAACUACCUAGGGGUGCCGGAGGUAAAGGAGUAUGAAAAGUACCUAGGAUUGCCGGCUAUGGUGGGUAGGAAGAAAAAGGAGAGUUUUAUCUAUAUUAAGGAGAGGAUUUGGGGGAAACUUCAAGGGUGGAAGGAGAAACUUUUGUCACAAGCCGGUAGGGAGGUGUUAUUGAAAGCUAUUGUGCAAGCAAUCCCAUCUUUUGCUAUGAGUUGUUUUCUUUUACCGGUGAACCUUUGCCAUGAGAUUGAGGUUAUGAUAAAAAAAAUUUUUUGGGGUCAACGUGGUGAGAGAAGAAAGAUUCAUUGGAAAAAUUGGGAGUCUUUGUGUAUGCCAAAAAAUGAAGGCGGAAUGGGUUUCAAGGAACUUAGGAAGUUCAACGAAGCCAUGUUAGCUAAGCAAGUUUGGCGGCUGGUUCAUGACCAAAAAUCUCUCUUUUAUCGGGAUUUUAAGGCAAAGUUUUUUCCUUCGGGGGACAUUUUUUCAGCACAUGUCAAAACGGGGUCAUAUGCAUGGCGGAGUAUCCUUAAGGCACGCUACAUAAUUGCUGAAGGUGCUAGAUAUAGAGUGGGGAACGGCCAAUCUGUCCGGAUUUACAAUGAUUGUUGGCUGCCUGGUGAUGGGUCAGGCAAAGUGAUCUCUCCCCCCUCUUUGUUAUCUGCUGAGUCGAGAGUUUCAGACAUUAUAGAUGCUGAUACGGGUUGGUGGAAUGUGCAUCUGUUGGAGCGAGUUUUUCUGCCAUUUGAGGUGCAGAAAAUAAAGUCCAUCCCUCUUUGUCUUAUCCCACAAGAAGACAUGUUGAUUUGGCCAAAAACUAAGGAUGGCCAGUAUUCGGUGAAGCUUGGGUACCAACUGGUGUGUGCCAAGGAGCUCUCUGGUUCACCGUCAGGAUCAUCAAAUGAGGCAAACCGGAGGUUGUGGUCUGGUUUAUGGAGAAUGAAGGUGCCCAGCAAAGUUAAGACUUUUGCUUGGCGGGCUUGCUCGGAGUCCCUUCCCACGAUGGUGAAUUUGGCUAGGCGAAGAGUGGUUCUGUCCAGCAGCUGCACGGGGUGUAACAGGGGGCCUGAGACAGUGUUUCAUGCUCUAUGGGGGUGUGAGAAGGUGAAGGAGGCAUGGGGUACUAACUUUGAUGAGUUGCGGAGUGCAACGAAUCAAAAUUUAUUUUUUGUUGAUCUUUUCAGGUUGGCGCUGCAGAAUCCACGUGGAGCUGAAGGUUUCAUAAUGAUCUGUUGGUCUAUCUGGAAUCGGCGCAACAAAAUCCGAGUUAAUGAGGUUGCUGCUCCCCUUGAGAAGAUUCCGGAGCUGGCACAGAAGCAGCUGACGGAUUUUCAACAAUUCUGUGCAAAACCAGAAACAAAAAUGGUGGCGCGGAAGGCCAUCUGGAAGCCUCCUGAUGCAGCGCUGCUGAAAGCAAAUUUCGACGGAGCGGUUUUCGACGAUCUGGGAGCUGCUGGAAUUGGUGUGGUGGUGCGUAAUUCGCUGGGUGAGGUCUUGGCGGCUCUGUCUGAAAUAAUUCCCCUGCCUUCAUCCAUUGCUGCUCUGGAAACUAUGGCAGCAAGGCGGGCUGCUCUGUUUGUCCGUGAGUGUGGUUUCAGUGGUGUUAUUUUUGAAGGGGAUUCAGAAGAGUCUAUUUCAGCUAUAAAGAAGAAAAAUUUUCAGCAUCCAGUUGUGGGUCAUUUAGUUCAAGACAUUAUGUCUUCAGUCAAAAAGUCUGUUCAUCUUCUUUAG